Equus caballus (horse) is the source of this 6450-nucleotide messenger RNA. It is a transcript of the gene SACK1A, whose product is annotated as family with sequence similarity 83 member A. Gene Ontology annotation, molecular function: protein kinase binding. NCBI's taxonomy places the organism in Eukaryota, Metazoa, Chordata, Mammalia, Perissodactyla, Equidae. The record is from RefSeq and is a predicted model, not a curated record. Gene Ontology annotation, biological process: epidermal growth factor receptor signaling pathway.
UCUGAGUACUGUUAAGCUAUAAAAGAAGGCAAGAUAUAAAAUUGCACAUGUGGUAUAAUAUCAACUAUGUAAAAAGCUCAGAAAAAAAUACUGGCGCUGUCUUAGGCUGAAGAGUGGAGCAGAAGCGGAACGAGGUUUGCUCACUGGCUACCCAGGCCUGCUCCCUUGGGUCUCACGCCCUUUGAGGUUCAUCCUGUGAAAGAGGCAGACGGCACUGCGGUUACCUGGGGGACUCUGGGGCCAGACCACCCGCGUGUAGCUCCUGGCAGUGCCACUUCCUGGCCAGGUGACCUCAGGCAAGGUAGUUAGGUAAGCUCUGUGCUUCAGUUCGCUUCAACCGCGAAGCAGAAAUGGCCACAGCACUCCCUCGCAGGCCUCUGAGGACCGCACGCCUUAACACAUGCAAAGCACUGAGAUCAGCACCUGGCACACAGCACAGGGUCCACCAUGUUAGCUGCCAGUAUAUGGACAGAAAAGUGAAGUUCCGUGAGUUCCCCACCCAAGGUCACAGGUUCUCACAGGCACACUCUGAACCCACUGAUGCCUGAUUCCGAAGGCACGCUAGCUUCUUGCCAUUGCACCACUCGAGGAAUGAAGUGCAGGGGGGGAGAUGAGGCAGCGCGCCCAUAACUACUGCAAGACUGGCCGAGACAAGACCUGCGAGCACCAUGAAGGCUCAGAGGAGGAGCAAUGACACCUGCCUGGGAAUGGUCAGGAAGGCUCCCUCGCAUAGGUGGGAAUGGAGAUCGACCUUGAACGCUGAGAAAGAUGCGAAUAGGUUGUGAUGGUGGAGGCAAGGACUUCCAGCUGAGGGUACAGGCUGAACAAAGGCAGGAGACUGGACCUCCCACAUGGACAAGGUCCGUCAUCCGCUAGGGCCGGGGUCCUAGACGGGGAUUCCUCAGUCUCAGCACUAUUGACAUUUGGGGCCAUGUAGUUCUUUACUGUGAGGCUGUCUGGGCAUCGUAGAAUGUGGCAGCAGCUCUGGCUUAUAGCCACUUGAUGCCAGGAGCAUCACUCCCCCAGUUGUGACAACCAAAAGUGUCUCCAGACACUGCCAGAGGCCCCCUGGGUGGGGGCCAAAAUCACCCGCAGUUGAGAACCAUCACCCCAGGUAAAUGGAAUUCUCAGGAAGCCCCCAAACCACUCCUUUGCUAACAGGAGCGUGGCUUCUCAUUCUUUGCCUCGUUGUGGAGUGUCUUCAUGAGCAGGAAGGACUACGCUGCAGGCCGCAGGAAGGGAGAGGGUAAGUCAGCCCUCCGUCAUCCACAGUGCCUGGAACCGAGCGCUCAGGAUUUCUCAGCAUGUGAAGGUGUGGCUCAACAGCCAGCCAGCCUUCCUGGUCCAGAAGCGCCAUCCCAGAUGAGGAAUUUGUUGUUUCAGCCAGCAGACCAGCAAGAAUGAUGACAUUUCACAAGGCCGGGGCUGCAGAGGAGAGGAGAUGAGGGCAAUGCUGAUGACAGCACCCGGCCAGCUAUGUGACUUUGAGAACAGUCACUUCCCCUUUCUGGGUACAGUUUUCUCAUCAGUAAAGCGGAGCAGUUGCGGGACAUCUGAGAUUUCUGCCAGGCGAGCGCUUCUCUUUGAGCCCUGUAAAGAGCAGUGAGGGGACGGUUUCCAGCUCACAGGGAAUGAGUUCUGUGAUCAACUAGUAAUGUCUGCUAGGAGCACAGGAAUGGGGGGAUCAGGUGUGACGACAUGCAUGGAAUAUAUUUGCUGUCUAUUCUAAAGGAUUCAUCUAGAAUGUCUGGGGUCUGUGUGAGGGCAAGGAGCUGUGGACGGGAGAGCAGGGCUCUUCUUCCUCCAGCAUCUCUAGAGGGGAAAGCCCCCCCUCAAGAUUCUAUUUUAAAAUAAGAGCUGCUCUGCAAGUGGACAGGAGAAAAUGGUCCCUACAGGCCAUGGAGCCCCGCCUCUGUCUCAGGGGACCCUCAAUCAUUUGUUCAUCCAACAAAGAGAAUUAGGCCCAGGCGAGAGGAGAACUCCAGGACAUCCACCACUUCUUUCCUUCUCCCCUACACACAAUCUGGAACUGAUAAGAGGAUUUGGAUUGUGCUGAGGGUAGAAAGACAAAGGGGGGAGGAAGGGAAAGAGUGAAGUUUGGCACAGUGGAAAGUACAUGGGCUUUGGAGGGACAGUGCCCAGGCUCUGCCACUUACCAGCUGUGUGAUCUUGGGCAACUUACUCAACCUCUCUGAGCCUUGGUCGAAAUAAGGCCUAACAAUCCGUGUCUCCCUCACCACAGAGGGCCAGCAUGCAGUGAGCACUCAUGGAUGGCCAAGUGUAGGAGAGGGCAGGCUGGAAUGUUCACACAGCUCACAAACAUGCAGGCUCUCAGAUGCUAAGCUCAGGAACUCCUCCUCGGCCUGGGGUCUGGACCCGUGUGACGCAGAAGCAGAGAAUGAGCUGAGGAGGACAAGGACGAGACCAGAGAGGAGGGAAGAUCCGAGGAGAAUGUGGGAAAGAGGUUAAGUCAACCGCACAAGCAAGAGUUGGCAGAAGGGAGAAGGAAGCGGGCCUGGAGCCAAGGGGGCGAUAGGGAGAGAGCUUCCUGAAGGUUCCAGGGACUGGGGGAGGAGCUAAAACGGAAUAAAGGCAGGGCUGCCCGAGGUCAUGAAUCAGAUUCCCUCAAUGUCUGUCAAAAGAGGAGAAGAAAUUCCUUUUAAAUUCCUUUUCUCCUCUUUGCACUGUGCUUCAAGGGUUCUACUCCACUCCUGGACUGAGCCACUUGGGCCACCGCUCCGGCGGGGCUGCAGACACUCGUGGGCAUUUUCCUCCCAAGAGGAGACGUGCCACAGGGAGACAACUGGCUCUUACUAGAUACCAGUUAUUUGAAGGCCGAGCGGGCCUGGUUUUCUGGCAUGUUCUCUUAGCAGAUAUCGUCAGGGCCCGGCCUUAUGGCUUCAGCACUCCUCACUCCCACGACAGUCUCUGACCUGCCCCUGAGCUCUCUGCCUCGAGGCUUCUCCAGCUUCAGGGCUGUACUUGGUGAGCAGUUCAGGGGGGCAUUAAGGCAGCCCCUGGAGCAGCCCUCGCCCAAUAGUAAAUGGAGGUCGGUAGACACAUUCUAUAGCUUUCUCACCCUUUGGGUAGGAAAACUCUGCGAUGCGUCUACACUAUCUCUCAGAGGUCCCCGGCAGGACCGGACCCAGAUGUUCCCAAGUGUUCCUAGACCCCAGAUGUCCACAGUGGUGAGCUGCUCAGUAACAUACCCACAGUAGCUCCCUUCCCUUCCCGUCUCACUCCUGCCAACCCCCACCAUCCAAUUAGCUACUGGUACUGGAAUCCUAGUCCCAGAGUCUGUUUCUAGCAGAACCCAAUUACAGAGUCAGGACUCUAGAUACUGCAUUCCAUUGACGUGGAAUUGAUGCUGACUUGAUCUGGAAAGAAAAUGUGGCUUCUCCCUUAGCUGUUCACAUUCUUUCAACACGCCUGCGACCAGUAGCCCCUCCAGCACAGACAAAGACCGAUCCCACAGGUCCAUGGGCCCAGAUGCCGCCACAUUCUUCCCCAGACACUACUGCAAGCAGCUGCUUCCCCGGGACCAGCGCUGGCCCCAGAACCGGAACCUCUCUGGGGGCUCCGUUCACACAUGACCACGACAGACACAGUCCAGGAGAGACGGGAGGGAAGAGCUUUUUCAGAGGACCAGGAGGGCCAGGAGCUUGGGGUGUUCCCAAGAGAAAGGAGGGGCGCCUGGCGAACAUUCUGCCUGGCCUGCCUCCAGCUUCCCUCCUCACAGGGAUGGCACAUCUCAGGGCAGCACCUUUCCCCCAUGGGGAAACUCUUGUCUUUGAACCACUCGGUGUUUGAACGGAGGAGCACAAGGGACCCAGGGCUCAGGGGGAGGGUGCUGCAAGAGGCUCCUUGUUUUAUGACAGAGGCCCGACGGUCUCCGGGAGAGUUGUGCAACCAGCAGGCGGGAAGCUGGCUCACCUUGGCCUCCCGCUGCUGCUGGGAGGAGAGGAAAUCUCCCAGGGCUGAGUGUGCCAAGGCGUGAUGGAGCCAGCCCUCCAGGCCCGCAGGCAGGGCGGGUGUCACUCACAGAUAAGCCAACCCCUGGUGCAGAGGAUGAUCGCUGUGAAGCACUGCCCAGGACAGCGGGAAAUCAGUCCCUCGGAGCAGGCGCGACGGGUGGCAGGUUGGGCUGGACGUGGGGAGCUUCCCCCGGGUGCCGAGAGCCUCGGUCCUCCUUUGUGGCGUGGCCCGCCUGCCCCUGCCAUCAGGAAGAGCUCAAGUGGGUCUCUCCCCCACCACUCUGGGACAGGGCAGCAUGAGCCGGCCAAGGCACGUGGGCAAGAUCUGGAAACGCCUGGAAGAUGUCAAGAGCCAGUGGGUCCGGCCAGCCAGGGCAGACUUCAGCGACAAUGAGAGUGCCCGGCUGGCCACAGAUGCCCUCCUGGAUGGGGGGCCUGAGGCCUACUGGCAGGUGCUCAGCCAGGAAGGCGAGGUGGACUUCUUGUCCUCGGCGGAGGCCCAGUACAUCCAGGCUCAGUCCAAGGGGCCCCCCUGUGCCCUGGAGUCCCCGGGAGGGGUCGAGGCAGGCCCCAAGGGACUCGACUCCUGCUCCCAGCAGUCAGGGACCUACUACCCCAUGGCCUCGGAGGGCAGCGAGCCGACCCUGCUGCACACCUGGGCCUCGGCUGAGAAGCCCUACCUGAAGGAGAAGUCCAGUGCCACCGUGUACUUCCAGACGGACAAGCACAACAACAUCCGAGACCUCAUCCGCCGCUGCAUCCACCGGACGGGGCAGGUCCUGGCCAUCCUAAUGGACGUGUUCACGGAUGUGGAGAUCUUCUGUGACAUUCUAGAGGCAGCCAACAAGCGUGGGGUGUUCGUCUGUGUGCUCCUGGACCAGGGAGGUGUGAAGCUCUUCCAGGAGAUGUGUGACAAAGUCCAGAUCUCCGACAGUCACCUCAAGAACAUCUCCAUCCGGAGCGUGGAAGGAGAGGUGUACUGUGCCAAAUCAGGCAGGAAGUUCGCCGGCCAAAUCCAGGAGAAGUUCAUCAUCUCCGACUGGAGAUACGUCCUGUCUGGAUCGUACAGCUUCACCUGGCUCUGCGGACACGUCCACCGGAACAUCCUCUCCAAGUUCACAGGCCAGGCAGUGGAGCUGUUCGACGAGGAGUUCCGCCACCUCUACGCCUCCUCCAAGCCCGUGAUGGGCCUGAAGUCCCCCAGGCUGGCCGCACCCCUCCAGCCCAGGGCAGGCCCCAGCCCACCGCCCGCCCGCCUCAGUGGCAGCAGCUGCUCUGCCAGUGACCGCACAUCCUCCAACCCCUUCAGCAGCCCGUCGACGGGCAGCAACCCCCAGAACCAGAGUCUGUCCUUGUCCUCGGGGCCCGGCAGUCCCCUGGCCCCAAACCCACCUCCGCCCCCCAGGUUUCAGCCCCACCACGGCCCCUGGGGGGCCCUGAUCCCACAGGCCCACUUGUCCCCAAGGCCCCUAGAUGGCCCACCUGCUCUCUACAGCAACCUCAACGCCUACAGGCCCACACGGCUGCAGCUCGAGCAGUUCAGCCUGGUGUCCAGGGUGGCCCACACCUGGAGGCCCUUUCUACAGGCCUCACCUCAUUUCUGAAGGGUCCCUGCCCCCAGCCGCCCUCCCUGGCCCAGGGCUGGGCAUUCCUGGAUUUUCUGGCCCAAGGACCCCGCCUCGACGACUAGCAGCUUUAACCUGCUUCCCCUUGAACUAAAGGCGCUUGGACGAAAUCGUUGCCUGUGUUUGAAUGUUCCCAGGCCUGAGACCCUGCACUUGCUGACCCCCCCACUCCCUGGGUUUCCCUCUCCAGCAUGGCCUACGCAGCACAUCCCGGAAGGUUCCAGGGAGGUGGGGGAUGGGGAGCCAGAGGACAAAAUCAUGGAAAUAGAGCCCCUUUCUCCCAAAGAGCGGCCAGCGCCUUAAUAUUAAUGUUCCUGGAAUCUCUGUGAGAAGGGGCAGAUGCAGCACAAGCCUUACAUAUGGGUAAACUGAGGCACUGAGAGGCAGAGGGUGGGUGUGAUCAAGGUACUCUUGUUUCCCAGUGCCCAGGAACAGUCCACUCCCCAGGGAUUCAGGAGAAAGGAUGGGAACAUUCUGGAUGUUUCUGGGAGAGGUGGGAAAACUCAUCCCUGGAAAGGUGUAAUUCAUCCCUGGGCCUGAUGAAUUAGGGAUGAGGCCCCAGUGAAAGUGUAGCCACUGGGGAUGGGGCAGGCUGAGGCGUCUAGGUGAUGGAGCUGGACAGGGCAGUUUAUCAGCUCAGGUUCUCACUUCCAAGAGCCUUGGGUCGGCCUGGAGGUCCCUGAGUCUGGACUGAGUCCCAGGGCCUUGAGUUGUCAGGAUCUAGGGGUGGCCCUGCAGCAGUGCCCAGGGCAGCCUUGAGCAACCAGGGAGGCUCCUGUGUUGACCUUGCAGCCCAGGCACAGCCAGCUGUCUCCAGAUCCAGGUGCCUCUGUGGCUUGUUGACAACCUGA